CUCGGACACACAAAUUUAAGCCACCCACCACACGGCGAUACGUAUACUCAAGACAUACAAAGCAACCAAGUCCUUACUUAGGCACACAUCGAUCAAUCACUCAUACGCAUCAGUACCUACAUUCAUCGAUGACCGAGAGAGCCCUCAAUUCAAUCAAUUCAGUGCACCCUGGCGAUUGUGCCGGCCGUCCACCCGCUGACGCCAUAUGCAGGCAACCCGCUGCUGCGGCGGCGUGUGGGGGUGGUGGGCACCGAGGGCGGCGGAGUGAAGUGUUCAUAGGCGUACGAGGGACGGAACUCCACACAGGGCGAGGGAGGCACUCCCAGAUCAUCGAUCGUGGGGGGGCCAGGCCGCUCAGCAGUGACAAGACCCUCCACCUCCUGAUCUUGUGCUUGGCCCUCCUCCUCCUCCUCCUCCUCCUCCUCCUUCUCUUCCUGCUCAUCGUCUUCCCCUCCCUCAUUGUUCUCUCCCUCCCGUUCCUCUCCCAGCCCCUCUCUCUGCUGCGUUUCCUGCUCCUCGUCGUCAUGUCUCACCGGUGUCGGCGGGCCAGGCGUCCUCAUGAACAGCGGGUGGGCACCUUUGUAGGGAUCAUCCACCACUGAUGAAGCCGGCCCCGUUGCUGCUGCAGUAGCUGCAGCAGCGGUUGCUAGCUGCACACGGUCAGCAAAUGUGUGCGGGGGUGCUGGGCGCUUCGACGGCCGGAAGGGCAAAGCCCCGCUAGAGAGGAAGAGCGGAUGCACGUGGUAAGCCGUCGGCGGGCCCGGGCGCUUCUUCAUCUCGAAUCUUCUGUCCAUUUCAGCUGCUGUCUCAGCUUGCGAAAGCUGCGCGGGGUCUGCAUGCACCAGCCAGUCGCAGUUGACCGGUGCGAUGUGGCCGUAGAACAGCCGCUUCUGGGGCCUGUCCGGACCGGUGAACGACUCUUCAUAGGGGAUGUUGCUGCCUCGCUGCAGCUGGCUGGCAAAUACUGGGUUGGCCCGUGGGGGCGGCGAGUGGGGAGGCGGAUGGAAAUACGGGUUGGGCGGGAAGAUGCGCUUGGCGGGCCGAUAUUUGACCGGCGGGCCGUUGCAGACCGCCUCGCGGAACUCUGCGCUCUCGAUCUGGUUGCUGCGGUCCUUGCUUUUCUUCUUUUGCUGAGUGAAACAAGGCAAAGAGGGAGACAGACAGACAGACAGACACGGGAUUCGAUUCAGGCAUAGCUCGUGUCUCGUUGGUUUGGUUACAGUGGGGAUGAAGUGUUCCAUGCCCCGGAACCCCAUUGCCGGAGUCCUCCUCCCCCCAAUGAGAUCUGGGAACGACUGCUGGUACCCGUGAGUGCCAGGCUCAGGGCACAGCCGCUUCAUGCGAGCGCCGACCUCGCUCUGCCAGUGUCGGUGCAGCUCAAACUCUCGACGGAGUCUCUGCUCCAGCCACUCUUGGUAGGCCUGCUCCUCAUCUUCGGCUCCCCGCAGGCGCGUGUCCUUCGGGGGCUGCAUGUCGUACGGGUGGUGGUAGUGGGAGGGAGGGUGGUCGGGCUUCGGACCGACUCCUCGGAUCUUGCCGUAAUAGACCUCGCCUGCGUCUGUGGUCCGAAUCGACAGACAGCACAGCACAGCAGCCAGCCAGCCACAUUGACGAGGUCAGGCAUGUCUGUCCAGGUGCACCUACUUGUGCAUGGGAUGAUGCGUCCCUUCUGCUCCCAUGGAUAGGCCGGUGGACGCCUCCGGGAAACCGACGCCGAGCGAAUGCCCCCCUGCCAACGAACACAUGGCAGCGGUGGGGGUGCUGACACACUCACUCAGUCAUUACGAGUGUCCGAGGGUCAUCUGGAGGGCACAAGGCGAAUGGAGGGCUGGCAAUGUCCCGACUGACGAUCAACGGACUGGCGGCCUGAUGUAUCGCCGCAACACAGAGAGAGUGUGAAACAUUGAUUCGUGUUGGGCUCCCUCCCUACCCGCAGCUGUCUGUGCUCCCUCCCCUCCCGCCAGUCGGAUGGCUGUCCGGCAGGCUGCAACCCACUCCCAGAGGGCACAAUGCUGUGUGCAUGGCCCUCCUUUGCAGUGGGUACGAACCGGUUGUCUGAGCACUCUGAAGAGGUAUUCAUUCUCGGGCGUUAUCCACUGCUCAUACCCAAUGGGACUCUGCAAAGAACACCACAAGGGGCUCGGCAAUGCACUGCCUCUACUAUUGUGUGCGUGUCCUUCUUUCCGGCCCUCCCUCCCCCUACAGGUCGUCUGGGUCUGACGGGUCCUCCUGCAGUGGGGGAUGGGCCCGUGCCCAAGUCUGCCACGGUUGGUCUUCGUUUGGGCCGCAGCCCCUCGUCGCGCAGAACCACCAUCACCUGGGUGCC
Messenger RNA from Vitrella brassicaformis, 2326 nucleotides. The record is from the annotation of a GenBank genome assembly. NCBI's taxonomy places the organism in Eukaryota, Vitrellaceae.